Molecule: messenger RNA, 519 nt
Organism: Quercus lobata
Lineage: Eukaryota; Viridiplantae; Streptophyta; Magnoliopsida; Fagales; Fagaceae
Exons: 1
Coding region: 1-519 (172 amino acids)
Source: RefSeq, a predicted model, not a curated record
AUGAGCAGGGCUUUGCACCUAAUUUCUAAGUUACCUUUUGCACGUAGGAUUGAAGGAGGAAAACUUUCUUGGCGAUUUACUCAGCCAACAUUUAUCAUGUAUAAUGGUAGAAUAGACCUUGUGGAGCAUGUCAGCCACUUCAACCAAAGAAUGACUGUUCACUCAAAGAAUGAAGCCUUGAUGUGCAAGGUGUUCCCAUCUAGCCUAGGGCCGGUGGUGAUGAGAUGGUUUGAUGGGUUGAAGGAAGGUUCGAUUAACUCCUUUAAAGAGCUCACUAGAGCGUUUGGGGCUCACUUUGUUACUUGCAAUAGGGUUCCUCGACCUUUGGAUUCUCUACUAUCCAUGAUCAUGCAAGAGGGAGAAACCCUGAAGACGUACUCUAACAGGUACUUGGAAAUGUGCAAUGAGAUAAAUGAGAAUUUUGAUGAUGUGACUAUAAGGACUUUCAAGGUUGGCCUGCCUAUCGAGCACAACUUGAGGAAGUCUUUGAUGAGGAAGCCUGUUAGGAGUGUACGCUAA